AUGCGGGUGGGGUGGGGGACGCUUUCGCAUGCUGAGGGUGUAGGGGGAUUUUCGGCAUUUGCUUUGUGGUGUGUCAUCUUUCCAGAACCUCCGACGUUCAGCAUGCUGGUCCUGUUUCCUCAAGGCUUCUCCGUUUCUGCUCUAAGAGGUGGUGAAGGCAGAAGAGACGCCUCUGCUCUCACGAGCGGCACAGUGCUGUCCAGCGGCAGUAUCUGCAGGGGGGUUUCCUCAAAGGCUGCGUGGGGAGCGGGGGGUGGGGGCCCCCGGGGGGCCCCCCUCGACUUAGAAGACAUUGCGAGUGGAUUGCCUGGGUGUACUGGCAGCAGCGAGUGGGCAGUGCUGAAGAGUGUCAGCCUCAACAAUGUCGAACAGGUGGCAGAUAAAAAGGUCCAUCCGCCUGCAGACUUCAGCAAAACCAAUGUUGUUCAUUUAAAUACCGUCGCCAGUUCGCUGAGCCGCCUUGUAGAGGAGGCAGAGGGGGGCGUUCAUGGUCUCAAGUGGGAAGAUUUGUUGCCGAGAGUCGAUCUGGAUUUCCUGCAGCCGCUGAUGAAGUACGGAGAGCUGCAGAGGCAGCUGAAGGAGAACCCGUGUGCAGACUGCCAGCUAAAGGGGCAGCAUCUCCCUCUCGCGAUCAAGCAAAUCAAGCUCGAGGAAGAAGCAGUGGCCUUAUCGGAAUCGUUGGAUGCUAGGUCUUUGGAUCUCUACCCAGAUCUGCUCGCGAGACAGCGAUUUUUGAGACGCUUUGGCUUUUUAGAUGCCGAGGGAAUUCCGACUCUCAAGGGUCGAGUGGCGUGUCAGGUCGUGUCUGGCGAUGAAUUGACGCUUGCCGAGUUCAUCUUUCAAAACGGCCUCGAUGGUCUCUCAGUUGAAGAGGUGGCUGCAGUUUUGAGCGCCUUCGUCGGCUGUGACAGAGAGCAGGCCGAAGUACCUGCCCCGACACCAGGAGUGCAGGAAGCUCGCAGCCUUGCGGAGGCUCUCCACACGCAGCUGCUGGUCGCGCAGAAACAGGAGGGCCUUCGAGUUGCUGAUGAAGACUGGUGGAAGCUUUGCAACUUUGACAUGGCACUCGUUGCGUAUGAGUGGGCACGGGGUGCGUCUUUCGCCAGCGUCGUACGCCUUACCAGCCUUCACGAGGGGUCUGUCCUGGGUCAAGCCAUGACGCUCACUGGAGACCUCACGCUCGUUGCAAAACUGCAGGGGGCCUCUCAAAGGAUCCGCCGAGACAUCGUAUUCGCGACUUCCCUGUAUCUACAGUGA
Molecule: messenger RNA, 1257 nt
Organism: Cyclospora cayetanensis
Lineage: Eukaryota; Apicomplexa; Conoidasida; Eucoccidiorida; Eimeriidae
Product: ATP-dependent RNA helicase DOB1-like
Exons: 10
Coding region: 1-1257 (418 amino acids)
Biological process (GO): nuclear-transcribed mRNA catabolic process, 3'-5' exonucleolytic nonsense-mediated decay
Cellular component (GO): Ski complex
Molecular function (GO): RNA helicase activity
Source: RefSeq, a predicted model, not a curated record